Raphanus sativus (radish) is the source of this 545-nucleotide messenger RNA. Its product is annotated as aspartic proteinase 36-like. The record is from RefSeq and is a predicted model, not a curated record. Bases 109 to 384 code for a protein of 91 amino acids. The transcript has 3 exons. Lineage: Eukaryota; Viridiplantae; Streptophyta; Magnoliopsida; Brassicales; Brassicaceae.
UUUUUUGCCGAUUUCCCAAAAAAAAAUUGAUUUUCUUUUUUUGUUUUCUCUUUUUCAUUUGCUACCUAUUAGUCAGGAAGUUCAAUAUGGUGCAUUGGUUUCCAGAGAAUGUCGCAUCGCCGUAUAACAAUUCUCGGUGAUUUGGUUCUUAAAGACAAAGUGGUGGUCUACGAUCUUGUCCGCCAACGGAUAGGAUGGGCAGAAUACGACUGUUCUCAGGAGGUGAACGUUUCAGCGACAAGAGGAGGAAGAAGCAAAGACGUAAUAAGCACAGGGCAGUGGAGAGAGAGUAGUUCAAAGAGUAGUUAUACAAGUGAUUAUUAUUACUUGCUCUUGUUACAUGUAGUUUUCCUUCUCCAUCUUCGGAACUUCCGCUUCUUGUAGCUUUCUAGCAUUCACUCCCUUACACAGAGAUUGGGACUUAUUGGUUGUAAUCUUAUCACAUAUAGUAUGUAAUGUAUCACUAACUAAUUCUUACUUACCAUCACACGAACUCAGUCUUAUAUGAACUCUUUUCAAAUGAAGAACGUUGAGUCGUUGCGUUA